Ostreobium quekettii is the source of this 504-nucleotide messenger RNA. The record is from the annotation of a GenBank genome assembly. NCBI's taxonomy places the organism in Eukaryota, Viridiplantae, Chlorophyta, Ulvophyceae, Bryopsidales, Ostreobiaceae.
AUGCGGACAGAUAUCGAAUCCUGCGAGCCCGUUCGGAUGGCCUACCACUCCAGCUUCAACGCCACACCCUCGCAGCUGGCCUGCGGCUGCCCCAUCCUGAGCCUGAGGGGCCGGGCGCGCGGCCCCGCGGGGCCCACCGCCGAUCCCGACAUCGUGGACGAGGCGCUCCACCUCUUCCGGCCCAACGUGUUCUUCAAGUCCUUCGAGGUGCAGGGCCCGGCGGAUAGGCUGCUGGUCUACCUGUCGAUGCACAUCGCAGCCUGCCUGGAGAGGCUGCUUGACGCAAAGGGAGGCAAGGAGGAAGCCGGGCGGAUGUUGUUCAUGCUGGCCCACGAAACUGUCCGGGUCCCAGGGGAGGCGGGCUUCGGCCUGUCCGGCCUCAUGGCGCCUCCCACUGAGAAGGCGGAGCAAGGUCGGCGAGACACUGGGUGGAGGCGGAGCCCACAGCUAGAUAAAAGUGGCGCAAACGAACCUGAUGCGUGCAAUGCACUUAAUGAAAUGUAG